AUGAGCGACAAUGCUUCACCCACCUUCAUUGGGGACAAUACCCAUGGAUCUACGCUCAACCAAGGAUCUAUCGUCACUGGAGACGGCUCACAGGUUGGUAAUAUCAACCAUUUUCACACCGCUACACAGCAGGAUUCCGCGCGCAGAUCAUGUCUGAGAGACCUUCUGGCAGCUUUGGGGGAUGAUCUAGACGACUAUCGGCAGAUGCUCGAAGACCGCAAAGGACCGAGAACACUGGGCACCUGUGAGUGGGUAUCGAAAACCACCGCAUACAAGAGCUGGAUCGCCCAGUCCCCCGAUCUCCUCUGGAUUUCUGGAGAUGCCGGUAAGGGGAAGACUAUGCUCGCCCUUCAUCUCGUCAGUAGCCUGAAAGGCGACCCUUCAGCUGCACAUGUCGUCCACUUCUUCUGCAGUCGAGACCACGGAAGGAACAAUGGUGCUUCUAUUCUCCGCGGCCUUAUCUAUCAACUGCUCUCUCAACGUCCAUCGCUUUUCGAGCAUAUCUUGGAUGACUAUGACAAGCACGGAGCUAGUCUCUUCGAUGACAGAAAGUUCCAAGCCCUCUGGACUAUCUUCGCUAGGAUAUUGUACGACCAGAAUAUCAACCCCAUUAUAUGCAUUCUUGACGGCUUAGACGAGUGCGACGAAGAUGGUCUGGAAGACUUCUGGCUCAAGAUCCAAAGCCUGUACGAAACCGACUCUCAACAGAAAUCCGAACGCCCUUCUCACUCCUUGAAGCUUCUCGUUGUCAGCCGCAACCACCCAUACUCGAUCGAGCAAGCAAUGGAUAAGUUUCCUCGACUGCUUCUUGAACCCGACAACAAGCCACAUGUUGGAUCCGACAUCUCCAAAUUCGUUGACGAUCGUAUGUCCAGUCUGCGAUGUCCAAGCGAAACACGCGAAUACAUCAGGAAGGAAUUGUGCAAUCGAUCAGAAGGCACCUUCUUAUGGGUUGGCUUUGCAGUCAAUGCCUUGAAGAAGGUGCGAGUGAUAGACAUGGAAAAGACAGUCAACUCAUUCCACACGGUCUCGACGCCAUGUAUCUUCAUAUGCUGCUGGCAAUCACAGAUCAUGAACGCGCAAGAGUUAUAG
Alternaria incomplexa is the source of this 1092-nucleotide messenger RNA. RefSeq lists its product as uncharacterized. Bases 1 to 1092 code for a protein of 363 amino acids. NCBI's taxonomy places the organism in Eukaryota, Fungi, Ascomycota, Dothideomycetes, Pleosporales, Pleosporaceae. The record is from RefSeq and is a predicted model, not a curated record. The transcript has a single exon.